Messenger RNA from Suillus fuscotomentosus, 933 nucleotides. RefSeq lists its product as uncharacterized. The record is from RefSeq and is a predicted model, not a curated record. Bases 1 to 933 code for a protein of 310 amino acids. The transcript is spliced from 6 exons. NCBI's taxonomy places the organism in Eukaryota, Fungi, Basidiomycota, Agaricomycetes, Boletales, Suillaceae.
AUGCUACUUGAUGACAUCAAGGCUGAAGGUAGCGAUCUGAAAGGCAAGUACUCACCAUCAUGGCAUAUUGGUUAUGUGUGCGCAGAGGAGAAGGUGUCAAAGGCCGAAAGAGAGGGGAAGCGACUUCCUGCCAGGCAUUUUAAACACCAGGUGAAUAAUCAGGCCCAUGGACACAACAGAAAAAUCAAACCCAUUGUCCGUCAUAAAUUCAAUCUGGUGAUCUGUGUGGACUUGAAUGGGCCAAGAAUGGGAACACAGGGUGUCGACCAGAGACAUGGAGAAAAGCAACAGCGAGAAUGCUUAGGAGCGUCCACACAGUCAAAUACUCCACAUUCACAACACGGUGUCAACAAUCAGCCAGAAGAAGAUUCAACAGGACCGUCCAAAAGACAUGGUGCAGAUAUGAUGCACAAUGGUAACAAUCGAGAGGAACUCACCAUGCUACUUGAUGACAUCAAGACCGAAGGUAACCAUCUAAAAAGCGCAGCAGAUAAAGUGUUGAAGGCGGCAAGAAAGGGGCAGAUGAAUUUGGGAGUGCAUGCUAUGAGAAGAAGGUCCGCCCAUGCCACGGUGGCCAUGGCAGAAAUUACCACAUUAGCACAGUCCGUUCAGGGGUGGUCCGCCCUUGCCACCAUUGCCACGGCGGAAUUUGGAAGAUCGAUCUUACUCUUUUCUGUGUUCCAAUGCAUCCGUCACAGAAGAUAUGACGCACAAUGGGUAUUAGCAGAGGGUUAUUUCUCUCAUGAAUGUCGGUCAUCGUCAAAUGUCAGGCUCAGGGUUGGUCCGCCCUUGCCACCGUUGCCACAGCAGAAUUUGGAAGAACAGUCCUCCCCCAUUGAUGUACCCAUGUGUAUAGGCGGUAUACAAAGUGGAUAUACCACUUGUGCGGUAGUGACAUUGUCGUCAUUCGCCGCUGGCCCUAUGUGGGUAUGA